UGGCAGCCUCAGUAACACACGUCCCCUUGGAGACUACAGCAACACGUGAUGCGUCUACUUAUCACGUUCACUGAGCAGCGCUCAGGAACACACUUUGAGGAAAAAGUCACUUUUCUGACCAUCAUUCGUCGGAAGUUUCGAUGGUCAUCAUUCCUUUAGGGAGCUAACACCGCGGGCGAUGCGAAGUUUUCAGCUGGCGAACUUUGCACAUCCUCAAAUACGCCAUUUUGAUCGCUCUCCGGAACAAGUUUGCAGUUUUUUUUCGAAGUCCAUCAUCACUCUUUUCACCAUCACCAUGUCUCCGCGCAGCCAGCCCAACCCCGACAAAGUCAUGCAAUGAGCAGAGGUCGCUGUCCCUCAUCCUGUGCCUGUGACCCGGUGGCUCCAUGACCCUGUGACGCGUUUAGCCCAGACCUUAAAAUGGAAAUGGAAAGUGCCUCCCCUGAAAAGACUAUCAGCAAUGGUGUCGGUGCUGCUGAUGGGAAUGAACAGACCCAUUUGUCAGAAGAGGCUGUGAACAGUCAGUCGUCCACAUGUACACCAGAACCUGUUGAAGAAGCAGACUUUGAUGAAGCAGACAAAGCAGAAGAUGAAGGUGGCGUAAGAACAGAAGAGGAACUGACCUCCAUCAACUCCAUGAUGAGCACUGUGAUGAAUGUGGGCCAGAUCAACGGAGUCGAUUCUGAGACCCCCAAAACAUCUCCCAGAAACACCAGCAAAUCACCCUCUGCCUGUCGCACCGGGAGAAGGAAUCAGGAAGUCAAAGAAGAACGUUCCAGCUUCAUUUGUCCCCUGUGUAACAAAAACUGCAUGACGCAGCACCAGCUCACCAUGCACAUCAGACAGCACAACACGGACAGUGGUGGCACUGACCACUCGUGCAGUAUUUGCGGAAAGGCUUUGAGUUCGGCCAGCUCUCUGGACCGACACAUGCUGGUUCACAGCGGAGAAAGACCAUACAAGUGCUCGGUCUGCGGUCAGACAUUCACCACCAAUGGAAACAUGCACAGGCACAUGAAAAUUCAUGAAAAGGAUUCAAACAGUAUUCCUACCCCCAGUUCUUCCCCAUUAAACAAACGCAGACGACUUUCUAGCAAAAGGAAACCCAGUGUAGAGGAUGAAGCGGAGCAGGCUGAGGAGCCACCAGUUAAAAAGGUGACGUUGAUCCAGAAGCCUAAGGAGGAUAAUUCUGUGAAGAGUGAAGAAGAGGUCUUUCACUGCCCCAUCUGCUUUAAGACAUUCAUCUGUAAAAAUGACCAGGAAGCACACAUGGAGACACAUCCUGACACUACGCUUAGGUGCAACAUUUGUUGCAUUACCUUUCGCAAACACCGUGGUCUUCUGCGUCAUAAUGCUGCCAUUCAUAAACAGCUUCCUACUGACCUCUCUGGGCGACCUUUUAUACAGAACAACCCCUCCAUCCCACUGGGAUUUGGCGAUUUGGCUUUCAUCGACUUCAGCUGUCAAAAGUUUCCACAAAUUGCACAGGUCUGGUGUGAGACUAAUUUGCGCAGAUGCUCUAGCAAGUUCCAUAAGUUUGUUUGUGAGGACUGCAACAAGGCCUUCCCUAUUCAGCAGUCUCUGGAUCUUCACAAAUCCUCACAUAACUGUAGUGUAGACACCAGCACUGAUCCUCAGGAACAUAAAGCAGAUGCUGUUAUGGACGUCCCCAAAGUAAACUCCCAUUCCAAGGAUUCCAAGGAGGUCAGUGAACUAGCACCACACGUUGACACUACCAGUUCAGAUGGGAAGAACAGUUUCAUGGAGCGCCUGGGUCUCCAGCACUCCUCCUUGGCCAAGCUAGAGAAAUCAGAAGAGCAGAUUCAACAGGAGGUUUUAGACAGCAUUCGAUUCAUUCGUGUUGAGCCACCAUCAACAAAUCUACCUCAAGAAACCAGCGGCAGUCUCGGUGUCUCAAUCCUUGAGCCUGUCUCUCUUCAAGCCAUGAACAAGAACACAGCCCUUGGCCUUCUAUCACUACAGCCACUACAUGCUGUGGUCAGUAAUGGCAUGUUUGUCCCAAUAAGUGGUCAAAGUGCUGUAGAGCUGGCGGAUAUUGAACAAAUCCUUAAAAUCGCAACCUCUGUGCCACCUCAGAUGUCUUUGUCCCUGCUUCCCAAAAGUCUGGGUAGUCCUCUUCAAGUGGACCCCAGACAGAUUUCUUCCUUAAAACCCAAGUCCUUAAUCACUCCCCGAUCCAGCAUGGGUGCCUCCACCCCUCCUCCACCUGUCAUGAACGCCCAACAGGCCUCAUCCGGCAACAUCAGUCCUAGCCUUCCACCCCAAACGGGCCAACAAGUGAGAACUGCCAGACAGUCUUCAGCAUCUUCCUCAUCCUCAACUUCAUCCUCUCCCACCAAUUGGGAAACUACUCAACUGGGAUCUGAUGUCAUAGGAAACACGAUUAUCUCAUAUGAAACUGGAAAGCAGGAAGAGUUUGAUAGCAAAGAGAAGGAAAUGAGAGUUGUCCCCAAGAAGACAGCCAAGACUGAGUACCCUUGUCGGUUCUGCAAAGAAGUAUUUUCUUUCUUAGGUGGCCUCCAGGCUCAUAUGCGUCACCAUUUGGGAGCGUCCCCAUAUCAGUGCACCAUUUGUAGCUACGCUGCUCCUGACAAAGCGACGUUGAUUCGACAUCUCAGAACACACAGUGGUGAGCGGCCAUACGUCUGUCGCCUCUGUCACUACCCUUUCACUGUGAAAGCCAACUGCGAGCGCCAUUUGCGCAAGAAGCACAUGAAGAACACACGCAAGGACAUAGAGAAAAACAUUGAAUAUGUAACCACCUCCUCGGGCAUAAGCAGUGUAAUUGGAGGCACCACACUAGACCUCCUUGAUACAACCAAUGCUGGCAACACAUCUUGUCGAUAUUGUGGGGAGGACCUUAAGAACUACCGAGCCCUUCAGAUUCACCUGCGAACUCACAAUGGAUGUCAAAAGAAACCAUUUGAGUGCAGGCAAUGUGGGGCGACAUUUCUCGCUAAAAGGAACUGCAUUCACCAUUUGCUCAAGCACCACCCAGAUGUGCCAGAAAGGGAAAUUGAGGAGCACAUUAAAAGUCUUGUACCAGUUGGAGGAGAAGUCAAUGCUCAAUCCAACCCUUCAGCCACAAAUGGGCUGGUUAACAGCUCAGUUUCCCAGAAUGUAGGUACCUUGUCUGGACCUGUUGAGGAGCAGGAACAGCCUUUGGAUUUCUCUAGCAAAUCUCAGAAAACUGUGCCUUCAAUUGUUAAACUUGAAGGAGCUGCAUCUCCUUUGUUAAAUGACUGUUCUAUGGAGCCCAUUGACCUCUCAAUCCCCAAGGAUCCAGAGAAGAAGAAAAUGAGGAAAGAAGUUCCUCAGAAUAAUCAAGAGCUCAAGAAAGAACAGACUUCAGAAACAACCCCUGGACUUCUGACAGCUAUUCCGGUCUCCAUUCCUAGCCUAGCCUCAGUUAUAUCCAGUGACAUUACUAAGCCUUAUACUCGCUUAAAGCCACUGCUACCAAAACCAUCUUCUGCUUCUAGUACUCCAGAAAUGGCACCACUGGCCUCUAUUGCUCAGAUUAUCUCAUCUGUUUCAGCUACCCCAGUUCUAAUCGAAACAGGAAUGGAUGCAAAAAACUGUAUUGGUGCAGUGGAUUUUAAAACACUAAAUGAAAACAAGAGUCCCAUAGGCACCACUAAACUGGAUUCCACUCAGAAUGGGUCUCCUGAUAACUCAAAGAAAAGAGGCAAGAAGAGAGUGUUUCAGGAGGAGAUCUGUGAUCCAAGAAUAGCAGUGGGUAGUGGGAUUGACCUGGAGUCAAGUGGCGAGUUUCCCAGUGUAGAGAAAAUGCUAGCUACCACUGAUGCAAAUAAAUUCAGCCCCUACCUGCAACCCAAUCAGAUGGAGCCAAUGAUGGAGGAGAAAGAGAAGCAGUCCGCUGAUGAGGAGGUAAAGGAAAUACGAGAAGACAAACCAAAGAAACCUCCACAGAACAAAGGAAAGAAAAAUGCUUAUUCCAAUUCAGUGCAGAAAAUGACCUGCCCCCACUGCCCACGACUGUUCCCAUGGGCCAGCUCAUUGCAAAGGCAUAUGCUAACACACACAGGUCAGAAGCCGUACCCUUGUCCUCAGUGUGACUCGUUCUUCUCCACCAAGUCAAACUGUGAGCGCCACCUGCUUCGCAAACAUGGAGUCUCGAAUCGGGCACUUCAAAACAGUGCUUCUCGACUCAAACCUAAGACAGAUGAAGAAUCCAUAGGAAGCACAGAGAGUGUAUGUGACACUGAACAUCCUGUAGCCGAAGGUACUAUGGAUCUGAGCUCUGUCAACACCAAACAAGAAGAAUCUCCAGAAGAACCAGAACAAACAGGACAAUCAGCCCCUGAACAAGCAGACAGCAGCACAGAUCCAAACCAAACUCAGUCAGCUGAGGAACAUCCUGAGAUGGUAGAAAAAGAUAAUGAUGAUGAUUCUCAAAGCAGCUCGAGUCAUGAUAUGAGCCUUGCCAGCAAUCUUGUAGUAGAUGUCAAGCUUUCUGAAGAGGAGCAGCACCAGUCUAAAUCAGCCACUGAAGCAGUUGCUCCUCCAGAUGAGUUCCCACACACAUGUGCGUCCUGUAAGAAGACCUUUCGUCAUGCAGCCACUCUCAGCCGACAUCAGAAAACCCACCUUCAGGAGGUCCAGCCAGAGGAUGGAGCCAAGAAGGGAAGACGCCAAGCUCCUCCACAAAGUCCAAUCCCAGCACCAAGAACAGAGUUGGAGCAGGACGCAAAGUCAGAAGAUGAUGAAAAGGAGGAGAACAGCAGCUGUGUGGAAAGUGGUGUUGAUGAGGAAGAGAAGGAGAGGGACGAUAUGAGUGAAGAUGAAGAAGAGACUCCUUCCUCAGAGCUCCAGGCUUUAGAAGAGGAGGGCAACUCAACUGGAGGCAAAGCGGAUAAGAGGAAGAAGAUCUGCACUGUGUGCAGCAAACGCUUCUGGAGCCUGCAAGACUUGACUAGACACAUGCGCUCACAUACUGGUGAGCGACCUUAUAAGUGCCAAACCUGUCAUCGUACCUUCACCCUGAAGCACAGUCUGGUGCGGCACCAACGCGUCCACCAGAAACCAUCAGAUGAAAAAGGGAGCGAUGACGCAGAAAUGAACGAAGAAACGGAUGGAGCGAAAGAUGAAGCUGGAGGACUGGAGGAGAAAGAGUUCAGUGAAGCAAUCCAGAGUGAAGCUGAACACAAAGAGGAAGAGAUUGAUGGACACAUGGAGGAAGAAAAUGCUAAGCAGCUUCCUGAAGAAACAUCCAUGGAGGUGAAUUCUGCUGAAGAAGCUCUGCCGGAUGAGGAUGAACAGGAAGAACAACAAACCGAGGAACUGUCAGAAGAGGCCCAAUGUGACCCAGAACCUGCAAAAACCAGCAUCCACAGCUGUACAGCGGCUCAGGAAGAGACGGAGAUGCCCGCUCAGUGAACAGAUCAUUCACUGUUCAUUUUGUGCCAUAGUUUAUCAAGCUUCCACAAACACUAUGAGUGACAAAACCUGGCAAUAUGCUUUUUGUCUUACACAGUAUGCAUGAAAGAAGGACAGUUGUUGAUGCCUUAAUGCCUUUUUCUUCUUCUUCUUCUAAAGAUCUGGAUCAACGCAUAACUGGACAGUAGUUAUUUUAAUCCUAUUUAUAUGAUUUUUAAUGAAUCAUAUAAAGCCUUUAUAUCAAGAAAUUAGCAUUUGUAUGACGAACAGAAGAUUUAUAUAUCAGCAUUAAAUUGUGUUGUUCUUAAGUGAGUUCCUGUAUGUUUUUAGUAUCUGUAUUUGACUUCGAUUUUUGUUUUGAUUUCCUUUCUCUUUUUUUUGUCUUGAAGUGCCUGGCUAGUUUUCAUUUUCAAGAUUGGCUGACUACAUUAUGCAUCAAAUUGUCAUUUGUAUUUUGCUUGAUCAUCAGCCAAUCAAAUUUCUUGGCAAUAUUUGCCUGUUCUUUGUAUAUUAUCCUCCAUCUUUGAGCCUCGUUGUUGAGAAAUGAUGCCUGACGCGAUGUGUAUAAAUGGCUUGAAGUCUUGAAACAGCGCCGUCUGGUGGUGUGAAGUGUGAAGUAUUAUGUUAUACAAGGCUUUUGCGUUGGAAAAAAAGUCGCGUUAGGAUGUAUUUAAUGUCAGUGUGAUUCUGAGAACGUUUGAUGUAUCUUUAAAGUGUGAUUUGUGUUUGCCUUUUGGGGUUUUGUGUUUGUACUGGAAAUUUUUCUUCAGAUUCAGUUUGACUUCAACACUGGUGUUCACACUAACACUCAAAACACUUGUUUAUCUCUUAAGGAAUCUAAAAUACUAGAAGAAAUAUCAGUCUUCCAUCAAACAAACUGUUUUACAAUAGUGAUUGCAAUAAAGUGACCAAUAAGGGCACUUGAAUAAAACACUUCAUUUGCGAAUGAGCAGAUUUGACUGAAGUGAGCCUAUAAUCGGCACUGUAAAUGAACUGGUCUUUGUGUUUGUCGAGAAACACAUUUACCGUCCUUUUUUGUGUUAUGAUGUUUGUACUUCAUACAAACAAUAAGGAUAAACACUGAACAUUUUAUGCAGGUAUUUAUUGAUCAGUCUGAAGAGUGUGGUUGUAAUUUUGACAAGCCAUGUAGAAUCCAGUUUGUGCAAAUCAAAAAAGCUUGACCUUCAUUGAGGUUCUUCUGUUGCUUUUUAGAUACUUUGUACAUUGAGAAACAUUAGCUUAUUAUAUCGUUUGUGUGUCCUUUUGUUUGUCUUCUAAAGAAACUUUCAACCAAUUCAAAUAUCCUUUGAUUGGAGAGCAUUGAACCAUAGAGUAUAAUUUGGUGGGAUUGACAGUAUGAUUAAAAAUAUAUAUAUAUAUAUAUAUUAAUUUUGCAUGUUAAUCUAAUUUGAAUUACUGAGUUAUUCUCUUUCUCAGGGGCUUUUCAAAAUCAUCAUUUGUUUUUCUAUGUAAAUAAUCUGUCUGGUGUAUAAAAUCAGAGCUCUGUUCUUUACACUACAGUUAAGAGCAUUUCACUGAAUUUGGUCAUAUUUAUGUUUAGGCCACCCAACCUUUUCUUCAAAAGUCGUUAUGUCAUUAAUCCAGAUGUCCUCAUCCAUGACUGUGUGUAUCAGGUGGAUUACAAAAGUCUGUCAGAUCAAUUCAGAUGUAGACAACCUGUUGAUUUUGCUUUUUUCACCUUGCUGUUCAACCCUGUAAAGUAAAUAUAUCAUCCAAUCAAUAAAUGUACACUAAGAAAGAGCAGGAAA
Danio aesculapii is the source of this 7190-nucleotide messenger RNA. It is a transcript of the gene rreb1b, whose product is annotated as ras responsive element binding protein 1b. Gene Ontology annotation, biological process: regulation of transcription by RNA polymerase II. The coding region runs from base 421 to 5421 and encodes 1666 amino acids. The record is from RefSeq and is a predicted model, not a curated record. NCBI's taxonomy places the organism in Eukaryota, Metazoa, Chordata, Actinopteri, Cypriniformes, Danionidae. Gene Ontology annotation, cellular component: nucleus. The transcript has 13 exons. Gene Ontology annotation, molecular function: DNA-binding transcription activator activity, RNA polymerase II-specific; RNA polymerase II cis-regulatory region sequence-specific DNA binding.